AAAUUAUUAGCACCAUAGACUCGGGGUUUAAAAUAUCUUGACAGGCCCUCUCACGAAUACGACGAUAGUGUACAUGUUUACUUUGUUGUAACUUGACGCUGCAGACGAUAAGAACCUGGGGAAUAUCCUUGACCCCGCAGACACCGGAUAUGAAGCUCACCUUCAAACCACCUCAUGUACGUAACACCGUGAUUACAAAUGAGCAGGGUCAUGUUCUGUACUCGACCUCGACCGUCUUCUCGUUCGGCACUCGUGAGACAGUCAUCAAGAAGCAUGUCCCAAACGAAUUCAACAUCGGCAGAGUAGAAUCGUCGGAAAUCCUCGCAAAUAUCGAGUGGCACACAUUUUCUUCAUCUGUCAUCCACUAUGACGGGAUGAAAUUGGCGACGUCUCAGUUCAUUCCGAAUAAGGGGAUUCUUGGACGGCGGCGUGUUUUCCGAGGUCCUGACGGACUAUCAUACAAGUGGAAGAUCGGUCCGCGCGAAUGCAUCCUCAUGCUCGGUGAUACAGAAGUCGCGCGGCAUCACCCGGUGAACCUUGGUUUCAAGAAGGCAGGACAUGAAGCAUACCUAGAGGUCUUUUCGCCAGUCGAACAUAUGCUGGACCUGGUAGUGCUGACGUUCAUAUAUGUCGAGAAACUGCGACAGGGAUCUCAGGAGAGCCCGGGAACGAUCGCAUGCAUGCACCGAUUGAACCAGCUAAUUAGCUUCAAUAUGAAAGACUCAUGCGAAGAUUGCAUGUCCUUGUUGAUGAUUUUGUUUUGGUCUUCUGCGACGCCUUCUCACGCGGGGGCACGCCGACCGAUGUACUAUUUGCAUUUCAUUCUCUGCAGGUUGGCGAGUACCAUUAGGGGCACGCGGGGUCGUGCGAGGGAAUAGACCCAGCACAGUUGCACACCUAUGUAAAGAGAUGUUCAUUAUCAGGGCUUGUGUGGACCAUACGUACUGCUCAAACGUUCAUGUAUACGUUGGGUGCU
Suillus subalutaceus is the source of this 976-nucleotide messenger RNA. RefSeq lists its product as uncharacterized. The coding region runs from base 150 to 878 and encodes 242 amino acids. The record is from RefSeq and is a predicted model, not a curated record. NCBI's taxonomy places the organism in Eukaryota, Fungi, Basidiomycota, Agaricomycetes, Boletales, Suillaceae. The transcript is spliced from 4 exons.